Hirsutella rhossiliensis is the source of this 951-nucleotide messenger RNA. RefSeq names its product thi4 family domain-containing protein. The transcript is spliced from 2 exons. The record is from RefSeq and is a predicted model, not a curated record. Lineage: Eukaryota; Fungi; Ascomycota; Sordariomycetes; Hypocreales; Ophiocordycipitaceae. The coding region runs from base 1 to 951 and encodes 316 amino acids. Gene Ontology annotation, biological process: thiamine biosynthetic process.
AUGACCCCUCCGGCCGCCGUCUCGCCCCCCCAGCACAUGGCCAUGCCAUCGUCCAAGUUGGCUGUCGCCGGGACCAAGUCCCAGACCAUUGAGGACAUGCUCGGCCGCUGGGACGAUUUCCGCUUCGCCCCCAUCCGUGAGAGCCAGGUCUCGCGGGCCAUGACCCGCCGCUACUUUGCCGACCUCGACCGCUACGCCGAGUCGGACAUUGUCAUUAUUGGCGCCGGCUCCUGCGGCCUCAGCGCUGCCUACGUCCUCGGCAAGAAACGCCCGGACCUCAAGAUCGCCAUCAUCGAGGCCUCGGUCUCGCCCGGCGGUGGUGCUUGGCUUGGCGGCCAGCUCUUUUCCGCCAUGGUCAUGCGCAAGCCCGCCGACGCCUUCCUGCGCGAGGUUGGCGUCCCCUUCGAGGACGAGGGCAACUAUGUCGUCGUCAAGCACGCCGCCCUCUUCACCUCGACCAUCAUGUCCAAGGUGCUCCAGCUGCCCAACGUCAAGCUCUUCAACGCCACCUGCGUCGAGGACCUCAUCACCCGCCCUUCCGAUGAGGGCGUCCGCAUCUCCGGCGUCGUCACCAACUGGACCCUCGUGGCCAUGCACCACGAUGACCAGUCCUGCAUGGACCCCAACACUAUCAACGCGCCGCUCGUCAUCUCCACCACCGGCCACGACGGCCCUAUGGGUGCCUUUUCUGUCAAGCGCCUCGUGAGCAUGGAGGUUAUCGAGAAGCUGGGCGGCAUGCGGGGCCUCGACAUGAACACGGCCGAGGACGCCAUCGUCAAGAACACUCGCGAGAUUGUUCCGGGUCUCAUUGUCGGCGGCAUGGAGCUGUCCGAGGUCGAUGGUGCCAAUCGCAUGGGCCCGACAUUUGGCGCUAUGGUCCUUAGCGGCCUCAAGGCAGCCGAGGAGGCUCUCGGUGUGUUUGACUUGCGUUGCAAGCAGAAUGCUCAAUGA